Messenger RNA from Colletotrichum orchidophilum, 582 nucleotides. RefSeq lists its product as uncharacterized. The record is from RefSeq and is a predicted model, not a curated record. NCBI's taxonomy places the organism in Eukaryota, Fungi, Ascomycota, Sordariomycetes, Glomerellales, Glomerellaceae. The transcript is spliced from 2 exons. Bases 1 to 582 code for a protein of 193 amino acids.
AUGGCGCCCGCGACAAGCUCCGAUCACGUCCCCUCCCCCGGAAACGCUUUCUCGCCGAGUGGAGUCGCUGUGCCACCCAUGCGCAUGCCGCAUCUAGAUUUCAUUUAUCGUAUCGUCUGCGACAUGGAUCCAAACGUGUCCGAGAUUGCAAAUAUCGAUAACACCGGCGUCACCCGUCUUGUUCUGCCUAUCUUGAGCGGGUCAGUCAAAGGCCCCAGGGUUGCGGGCAAGAUUGUGGAGAGAAGCGGCGCAGACUGGGCAGAGCGUAUCAGCCCUGACAAGUUAUUCACAAGGUUGCACGCUAGGUACACACUUCAGACUGAUGAUAAUGUCUUUAUUCUCGUCAACGCCCAGGGUGUCUUCCGCACUGGCCCUGGCCAACCGGAAAAGCUGCCACGAUCUGUAUCGCAGGAUGAUGUUGAGUAUUUUACGCACAUCAGGUUUGAAGCACCAGGGGGGAGCCCGUACGACUGGAUGAAUGCUGUGGUAGCGAUCGGGGUAAUGACUAUGUUUGAAGGACGCCCUAUUAUUGACUGCUAUCGACUCACAAACUUCCCUGGUAUAGCGGCAGAGAAGCUAUGA